Callorhinchus milii (elephant shark) is the source of this 3876-nucleotide messenger RNA. RefSeq names its product integrin alpha-5. The transcript is spliced from 30 exons. Gene Ontology annotation, cellular component: external side of plasma membrane; integrin complex. Bases 38 to 3145 code for a protein of 1035 amino acids. The record is from RefSeq and is a predicted model, not a curated record. NCBI's taxonomy places the organism in Eukaryota, Metazoa, Chordata, Chondrichthyes, Chimaeriformes, Callorhinchidae. Gene Ontology annotation, biological process: cell-cell adhesion; cell-matrix adhesion; angiogenesis. Gene Ontology annotation, molecular function: integrin binding.
GGGGUGCGGGGGGCUGUGGCUGCUGCUGGUGGCCGCGAUGCUGCCGCUGUCGGUGGGGUUUAACUUGGACGCCCUGAGCCCAUCUGUGUACAGCGGUCCCCGCGGCUCCUACUUCGGUUACUCGGUGGAGUUCUAUACCCCAGAAGCCGAGACGCCCAGUGUUCUUAUUGGAGCCCCCAAAGCCAACACCACCCAACCCAACAUCACGGAGGGGGGGGCCGUCUACACGUGUCCCUGGGGCCGCAACAGCUCCGAGUGUUGGCAGAUCCCCUUCGACACCACAGGUAACCGGUUGUUUGUGAACGAGACGGCGGCCGAAAUGGUGCGGUUCAAUAAGAGUGAGUCGCUGGAGCUGAACAACACUGAGCUGCUGGAGUUCAAAUCCCACCAGUGGUUCGGUGCCACGAUCCGCUCCCACAACAGCACUAUCCUGGCCUGUGCCCCUCGCUACAAAUGGAGGACGACGAGCGAACUGUCGCAGCGGGAGCCGGUGGGGAGCUGUUUCCUGUCCAUCCACAACUUCAGCUCCAUCGUGGAGUUUGCACCGUGUCGCUCUGGGCAGCACACCCCAAUGUGGAAAGGCUACUGUCAGGGCUCAUUCAGUGCCGACAUGUCAGAGAGUGGGAGAGUGGUGCUUGGAGGGCCCGGAAGUUUCUUUUGGCAAGGGCAGCUGGUCACGGCCAGGAUAGAGGACAUUGUCAAAUCUGAAUUCAGCCCCAACUUCAUCCAGUACGUGGAGGGUCAGAUGGAGACGACACACAGUCACACCUCGAACGAUUACAGCUACCUCGGUUUCUCUGUAGCUAUUGGCGAGUUUACUGGAGACCAGGUUGAAGAUUACGUGACCGGUGUUCCCCGCGGGAUGAAGACCAUCGGCUAUGUCACCAUCUUGAACGGCACAAACCUAAAAUCGGUGUUUAACUUCACCGGGGAGCAGAUGACCUCGUACUUUGGCUAUUCUGUGGCUGUGGCUGACAUCAAUGGUGACGGGCUGGAGGAUGUGCUGGUGGGGGCCCCGAUGCUGAUGGAGCGGGAGGUGGGGGGGCGACUGCAGGAGCUCGGGAGGGUCUACGUUUAUCUGCAGAUGUCACGGCUACAGUUCAGUCCGGCCCAGAACCUGACGGGAACCUUCACCUACGGCCGAUUCGGGACAGCCAUCGCGGUGCUCGGAGACCUGGACCAGGACGGUUACAAUGACGUAGCGGUGGGAGCCCCCUACGCAGGAGAUGACGCUCGGGGGAUGGUCUAUAUCUACAAUGGCCACGAGGGGGGCCUGAGCCUCAAAGCAUCCCAGCUCCUCCUCGGCCUGUGGCCGGCGAGCGGGGGCAUCGCCAGCUUCGGCUUCACCGUGAGGGGGGCAACCGACCUGGACGGCAACGGUUACCCAGAUGUUAUUGUCGGGGCAUUUGGUGUUGACCGGGCGGUGGUUUACAGGGCCAGGCCGAUUGUCAGUGCCAGCGCAUCGCUGAAGCUGACGCCUGCGGUUUUCAACCCCGAGGAGAAGCGAUGCACCUUAAACGGCACUCAAGUCUCCUGCAUCAACGUCAGCUUCUGUCUCACUGCGUCUGGAAAACACAUCCCGGAUUCCAUUGGCCUGCGGGUGCAGCUGGGGUUGGACACGCUGAAGGUGAAGGGGGCGGUGAGGCGAGUGCUGUUCCUGGACACACAGCAGCCCGGCUUCCAGGCCACAGUCAACAUCGGCAACGGGCAGGGAGAGGUCUGCCAUCACCUGGAAAUCUACCUGCGGGAGGAGUCGGAAUUCCGGGAUAAACUCUCUUUGAUCCGGGUGGAGCUGGGGCUCAGCCUCGAUCCACAAACCCCGGUGGACGAGCACGGACUCCGCCCCAUCCUCAGCUUCUCCACCGCCCGACACCUCCAGCAGCAGGCUCAGAUCCAGUUGGACUGUGGGGAGGACAAUGUGUGUGUGCCUGACCUGCACCUCUCCGUGUCCGGGGACAGGGACACUGUGUACCUGGGGGACAGGAACGAGCUGGCGCUGAGCUUCGAGGCUUGGAACGUGGGGGAAGGCGGAGCGUACGAGGCGGAGCUGUGUGUGACCGUGCCCCCCGAGGCCGACUACAGCGGCAUCGUCCACAACAAGAGUCUGGUACAGCUCAGUUGUACGUACGAAAACCAGACGGUUGUCUGUGACCUCGGCAAUCCCAUGAAGCCAGGAACCAACCUCUCUGGUGGACUCCGAUUCACUGUCCAUCAACUCAACGACCAGAGAAAAUCCAUCCAGUUUGAACUGCAGAUUCGCAGCAAAAAUCUGAACAAUUCUCACAGCGAAACCGUGGCCCACAGACUGACUGUAGCCGUGUCUGCCGACGUCAACUUCCAUGGAGUUUCCAUUCAAGAUAAGAUCAAUCUUCCCAUCCCCAACUGGAGGCCAAGCAAGCGACCAAUCACAGAGGAGGAUGUGGGGCCCCCACUCCAGCACGUAUUUGUGCUCUUGAACAAUGGCCCGAGCUCCAUCGGCCUCUCCACACUGCAAAUCAGUUUCCCCAGCAGCUUCCAGGGAAGCCCCCUCCUCUACCCCAUGGCUUACACUGUGACAGGGGCCACUGUCAACUGCACCCCCAGCAGCCACUUCAACCCUCGGCAGCUCAAGAUGCAGACGCUCAGCACCAAGACCCCCCCCACUCCGCCACCCAGCCCGGAACAUUCCAUCCGUCGCAGGGAGGCGCCCCGGGACCCCCUGAGGGCCUGGAAGACACUGAGUUGUCAGCAGGUGGAUUGCCAGUGGCUGACAUGUCAGGUGGGGCUGCUGGAGCGAGGCAAGAGUGUGGUCCUGACCCUCCACACCCGCAUCUGGGCAGAAACCUUCCUGCAGAGAGAGAAUCACCCGUAUGUGCUGCAAUGUAAUGCCUCCUACACCGUACACAGUCUGCCCUACGCCAUCCUCCCCCUCUCCUACCCACAGGGCUCCAUACAGGUCCUCACCUCAGUGCUGUGGGGGAAGCUGGAGAGCUCACACGGGGUCCCGCUCUGGAUAAUAAUCCUGGCCGUGCUGAUCGGGCUGCUCCUCCUCGCACUCCUCAUCUUCAUCCUGUACAAAAUUGACUUCUUCAAACCUGUGUCUAUGCCAUACGGCACCGCCAUGGAAACGGCUGAGCUCAAACCACCAGCUACGUCAGAGGCGUAAUGGCACAGCCAGGCAACAGGCAACACAGGAGGCUGGACGGGCAUCACUGUUACUGACCCCCGGCCGGAGCGAGCGGUGUCACCGUGCCACCCACCCCCCCUCCCCCCCCCACCCCGAGGCCAAGGAGAGGGGCCUCAGGACCAUCCAGCCUUAUUUAAGGAAAUGAUUCCGAGCACUGAUUGUGAGUGUAGCCUUGCGGGGAGGAGUGGGGGAUGGAUGGGGCUGAGCGGGGAGGGGGGCGCGGGGCUCCAGCGCAAAACAUAAUGAUGUAAAUGUUCUCAUUUUUAAAAAAAAAAGUGCAAUAUAUUUUAUACCUGACUUUAUAAGCGAAUCCCAGGCCUGCCUGACCGGGGUGGGGGGGCUAUCCUGGGGUUUGGGUGGGGAGGCGGUUGGUUGUUGUGGUCACUCAGUCACAAACAUCUCUGCUGCCUGGCAGGAGUGAGUGUGUACCCUGUGCCAGACACUCCCUGGGAAUAACUACCUGCACCCCUUGAGAAUGGCUGAUCUUCCCCACUGCCUCAUGGCAGCCUUUAAUUUCCAACAAUUUUCACUCCCUCCCCAGGGGCCUGGGUGUGUCUGUUUGGGACUGGUGUGUGUGGGGAGGAAUAGUCUCGUGUCUGGGUCAUUCCUGUUCACGUUAAAUUUCGUUCUGUUAUUUUUUAUCUGAAUGAUUUUAUGAAAAGUUGUACAUAAAUUAAGUAAAUAAAUUGUAAUUUGCCUUUUUAAGAUCA